Molecule: messenger RNA, 2058 nt
Organism: Sporothrix schenckii 1099-18
Lineage: Eukaryota; Fungi; Ascomycota; Sordariomycetes; Ophiostomatales; Ophiostomataceae
Exons: 3
Coding region: 1-2058 (685 amino acids)
Molecular function (GO): copper ion binding; oxidoreductase activity
Source: RefSeq, a predicted model, not a curated record
AUGGGCUGGCAUCAUCGACUAUUUGGGGCCAUGCUGCCGGGCCUUGCUGCCGCCACGCUCACCCAGGAGCAGACCAACGGAAAUUCUGUGCUGGGAACGGCCGCCGCUCCCUACCUUCCCCAUUUCCUCACGAACAACCCGCUGCCCCAAGGCUAUCCCUGGGGCUCGCUCACGGUCAACGGCACCGACCAGUACACGACGCACCCAAACACGGGCGUGAUCCGGUCGUACGACUUUACCAUCAGCCGCGGCACGCUCGCGCCCGACGGAUAUGACAAGUCCAUGAUCCUGAUCAACGGCGGGUUCCCCGGCCCCUUGAUCGAGGCCAACUGGGGCGACACGAUCCAGGUGACCGUGCACAACAACAUCACGGGGCCCGAGGAGGGCACGACGCUGCACUGGCACGGGUUCCUGCAGCAGGGGACGCCGUGGGAGGACGGCGUGCCGGCGGUGUCGCAGUGCCCAAUUGCACCCGGGUCGUCGUUCACGUACCAGUUCCAGGCGACGCUGUACGGCACGGCGUGGUACCACUCGCACUACUCGGCGCAGUACGGAGACGGCGUUGUCGGGCCGAUUGUCGUCUACGGGCCCAACGCGUAUCCGUACGACAUCGACGUCGGGCCCAUUCUGCUGAGCGGCAAGUCCUCGUUGGCCGGCACACAGUUGAGGAUGCUCGCGCCCGGCGGCAAGCCCCAGGUGCCGUCGGACAACAACCUGAUCCAGGGCAAGAACAGCUUCGACUGCGCGACCGUCGACAGCGCCGACCACACCGCCUGCGUGUCCGACGCGCCCAAGGCCGAAUUCUUCUUUGAGCCCGGCAAGGUGCACCGCCUGCGCCUCAUCAACUCGGGCAGCGAGGGCGUCCAGCACUUUAGCAUCGACGACCACAUGCUGACGGUGAUUGCCUACGAUUUCAUUCCCAUGGAGGCGUACCAGGCCAAAGUGGUGACGGUGGGCGUGGGCCAGCGCGCCGACGUGCUGGUCACGGCCAAUGCCGCGACGGGCCGCAACGCCAGCACCGCCUCGUUCUGGAUGCGCAGCAACCUGGCCCUGUGCGCGACGGCCAAGCAGCCGUACGCCUUGGCGGCCGUGUACUACAGCAGUCCGGCCACCGCGUCGUCAGGGUCGACCGCGACGCCGCCGGGCGCCAGCAAACUUGACAUAGGUCUUGGUGGGGCGGCGAGUCUCCCUGGUGUUGGCUCCGUUGUCGGCUCCGGUGUCGGCUCCGUUGUCGGCUCCGGUGUCGAAAUCGGAUCCGGCGGUCUUGGCGUGAGCUCGUAUGGCGGCGGUGUCGGCGACGAGGGCAGCUCUCAGCCGAGUAAGCCCAAGCCAACGACCAACAGCCCCAAGCCCAAGCCCAAGCCCAAGCCUGAGCCCACCUCCCGGCCCUGGGCGGUCGGGUCGGUCGGCGUGCCCGACCCGCGGUCGUGCACCAACGACGACCUGGCGCUCACGCGCCCGCUGUACCCCAUUGCGCUGCCGCCACCCAGCUGGACGCACACGUUUGACAUUGGCGUCUUUGUCAACGCCUCCAACGUGACGCUGUGGAAGUUUGACGGCGUCAGCUUCCGCGGCGACUACAACGCGCCCACGCUGCUGCUCGCCAGCCUCGGCAACGCCAGCACCGCCGACUGGCCCGUCGAGUGGAACGGCCGCAACCUGUACACCAACUCCUCGGUGCGCAUGAUUGUCAACAACCCGGGGCCCUCGCAGCACCCCAUGCACCUGCACGGCAGCAACUUUUACGUGCUGCACGAGGGCCCCGGCCCCUGGGACGGGCGCUCCAUCGUCCACCCGGAGAACCCCAUGCGCCGCGACGUGCAGCUGGUCCGGCCCAACGGCCACCUGGUGCUGCAGUUCGAUACCACCAACCCGGGCGUCUGGCCGUUCCACUGCCACAUUGCGUGGCACGCGUCGGGCGGGUUCCUGGAGCAGUUUAUUGUGCAGCCGGAGAAGAUUGAGGCGAUGAGCGUGCCGAGCAUCAUGGCGCAGACGUGCCGUGACUGGGCGGCCUGGACGGGCACGCAUAUUCCGGACCAGAUCGACAGCGGUCUGUAG